Messenger RNA from Aspergillus alliaceus, 1166 nucleotides. RefSeq names its product cell wall mannoprotein 1 family protein. Lineage: Eukaryota; Fungi; Ascomycota; Eurotiomycetes; Eurotiales; Aspergillaceae. The record is from RefSeq and is a predicted model, not a curated record. Bases 284 to 844 code for a protein of 186 amino acids. The transcript has a single exon. Gene Ontology annotation, cellular component: extracellular region.
GGGGUACAAUUAAUUUUGAGGGCAUCAUUACUCUUUUGGGAUAUCCCCAGGAUCUAGCCUGCAAGGCAUCACGAACAAUCCCAAUUACACGUCAAAGGAGGCUUUUUCGGAAAUUUCUGUUGAUCGAGCAUAUAAUGCCCAGAUUUCUCCAUGGCCCCUUACUUCCAUCAGGAAACAAGGCUUGCGCUCAACCAUACCCUUUCCCACUCUGCUUCCUCUUUCCCCGCUAACCCUGGGCCGCUAUUAUCAUACUUGUUAUAAUUCCAACCUACCAUCAGUCAACAUGCACUUCUACCGUCUCCUUGUCUUAGCCGCUGGGUUCCUUACAACGGCCACGGCCGCACCAACUGAGCUGAUCAAACGCGAUGCCACAAGUGUCGUUAGUGCAGUAGGAGACAUCGCCAACCAAAUGUCGACAUUAAAUUCCACAGUCAGCAGCUACCGAGGCGGCUUCCUCGGAACCGGAACGGCCCUUAAGAUCGAAUUCCAGUCCGUCCAACUUAGUCACGCCCUUAAAGAUGCCAUCUCAGAAACCGAGGACUCCGCCAAAUUCACCGGCGAUGAGUCGAAUAAGGUGGCGGCAGCCUUCAUCGACCUGCAACCUAAGAUCUCCUCGACUCUAGACAAUAUAGUCUCCCACAAACCACAAUUCGAUACCGGCCUUCUCGGCCUGGGGUCUGUUUCAUUCUUGGUUAAGUGGAACUUGCAGCAAGAGAAGGAUUUAGCUGCAGAGCUGGGGAAAGCUGUUGUUGAUAAGUUGGCGGAGCCGUAUGCUUCGGUCGCUCCGUUGCUUAACGAUCAGAUUGCGGCGGCGUUUGAAAAGGCACUUGCUGCCUUUGCUUAGGUGGUGUUUAGGAGGUAGGUGAGGUGGAGAAAGUAGUCUUUCUUGUGCCUAUAUUUAGGAGAAAGUGCGGUCUAGACACACCUGAUUGAUAAUAAGACAAGGCUCUCUCUAUACAGGCACUCGUUUAUAUAAUGAUGGAACUGGAUAUCAUUCUCGUCGAUCCGGCCCAGAGAAACAGUUGUAUCCACAGAUGAUCCAGACAACAGUAAAACUAUAGUGUUUUACCUUCGAAUCCAGAGAUAUUCCAUGCACCCAUGUGCCGGCAAGCGUACGUAUGUCCAUGUCAAAUAGUAUAUAACGACAGUCACAUUGGGGAGUCAAA